Messenger RNA from Cucurbita maxima (winter squash), 2511 nucleotides. RefSeq names its product probable serine/threonine-protein kinase At1g01540. The record is from RefSeq and is a predicted model, not a curated record. The transcript is spliced from 7 exons. Lineage: Eukaryota; Viridiplantae; Streptophyta; Magnoliopsida; Cucurbitales; Cucurbitaceae. Gene Ontology annotation, biological process: protein phosphorylation. Bases 201 to 1664 code for a protein of 487 amino acids. Gene Ontology annotation, molecular function: protein kinase activity; ATP binding.
UUGCUCAUAAGCUUUAAUUAAGGCUUCCAUUUUUUCUUUUUAUUCUCACUCCACUCUUCUUCAUUCCAUUUUCCCUCUUAGCAAAUUCCGCCGGAAUCCUCCAUUGUUCAGAUUUCCCGAUGAGGUCGAUGCCCUUAAACCCUCUGAUUUGCUUUCUUUAGUUUCUUUUCAAUCCCUUUCAAUCGAUUCAAUAAGAAGAAAUGUCAAUUUAUGAUGCUGCAUUUGUGAACACGGAGCUCGCUAAACCGACCUCGAUUUUCGGCCUUCGUCUUUGGGUUGUAAUCGGAAUCUUAGUCGGAGCCCUAAUAGUUCUCGCACUGUUUCUUCUUUCACUCUGCCUCACUUCUCGCAAGCGGAACCGUCAUCAGAACCAAAUCCGUUUCCCUAAGUCCACAACCGACCAUUCUCCUCCCGCCGUUUCGAAGGUGAUCCAGGAAAUCGUCCACCACGCUGUGCCGGAUCAUCACCACCAUGUGCAGCCGGAAAUCCAUGUCGAGAUUGGAAAAUUGGAGCAUCGGGUUGUUUUCUCCGAUAGACCCUCUAGUGGUGAGAGUAGAGGCGCUGUGAGUGAAAAUGCUUCUUUUGGAUCUGUUACUGUCGGUCCUGAGGUUUCACACCUAGGUUGGGGCAGAUGGUAUACUCUGAGAGAGCUCGAGGCGGCCACUAAUUGCUUGUGUGAAGAGAAUGUGAUUGGAGAAGGUGGAUAUGGAAUCGUGUAUUUAGGCAUUUUAGGAGAUGGUACCAGAAUUGCUAUCAAGAACCUCUUGAAUAACAGGGGUCAAGCUGAGAGGGAAUUCAAAGUCGAAGUGGAAGCAAUUGGACGUGUAAGACACAAGAAUCUUGUCAGGUUGCUGGGAUAUUGCGUUGAGGGUGCAUAUAGAAUGCUUGUUUACGAGUACAUCAACAAUGGCAAUCUAGACCAAUGGCUUCAUGGCGAUGUUGGGGAUAUUAGCCCUUUAACGUGGGAGAUUCGUGUUAACAUCAUAGUUGGAACAGCAAAGGGAUUAGCAUAUCUUCACGAGGGUCUUGAACCAAAGGUUGUCCAUCGUGAUGUAAAAUCAAGCAACAUACUUCUUGAUCGUCAGUGGAAUGCUAAAGUAUCUGAUUUUGGGCUGGCCAAGCUUCUUUGUUCUGAAAGAAGCUAUGUGACAACUCGUGUAAUGGGCACAUUUGGCUAUGUUGCACCUGAGUAUGCCUGCACUGGGAUGUUGAAUGAAAAGAGUGAUGUUUAUAGCUUCGGAAUUCUAGUUAUGGAGAUAAUUUCAGGGCGGAUCCCUGUUGAUUAUAGUAGACCUCAAGGAGAGGUGAAUUUGGUGGAUUGGUUGAAAGCAAUGGUUGGAGACAGAAAAUCUGAGGAAGUGGUUGACCCCAAGUUGCCAGAUAAGCCUCCUUCCAAAGCUCUCAAACGGGUUUUGUUGGUUGCUCUUCGCUGUGUUGAUCCUGAUGCUACGAAGAGGCCGAAAAUGGGACAUGUCAUCCACAUGCUUGAGGCAGAUAAUUUGCUGUCUCAUGAUGAACACCGGGUCGGUAAGAAUUCUUCUCAUUCGGUUCAAGGCCAUCAACAUGAGAACCGGGUCAUUCCAAGACAAGUUAACAACCCGAAAUACGAAGGUGCAUCUUCUAAUGUAAGUGAAGGUGACAAUGGAAACUUCAACAUGAAGUAGGUGGAGAUAAUAACGUAUCACACUGGCUUGAUUUACACGACUGACACUGCAAGUUUCUCUGAUGUUGGGAGCUGAAUCAACAAGUAUAGGGUUUGCUUUAUAGAAUUUGUUUAUGCGCUUCAGCUGCAUCACAUCUCCAGAUAGGUUGCUUUUCUAAACUUAAAUAAGUCCCAUUCUUACAGAAGAAGCUAUAACAAUCGAAACACUUCCUCUCUGGUUCGAUGUGCAGCGUUUGCUUAGGCUCCUUAAGUCCUAGUCGCUUUCUGACUUGAUAUUGACCAAACAAAGCCAUUGUCUAUUAUUUACCUUUUAGGGUCGGGCACCUAGUUUCUAUUUGGUAAAGAUAGCUCUUGUGUCAUUGUACAUCUAAAAUUACACCCUUUUAUUAUGGGGAACGUUCUUCCUGUCAAUUGUUUGGUCAAGCACCUAACCAGCUUUGUUGGUGGAAUUGGUUGAAACUUCCAGUGAGAUUGUGUAGCCUAUAACUGUAUGCUUGUGAAGUGUGGUCCCUGUGACCAGCAAGUUUGGUGGAGACAUCUCCAACUGCAUCUUCGCCUUCAUGUGCUCUUUUGCUCUGUUCUGACUGGACCAGCGAGGCCAAGAUGUGGACUAGAACAGAGGCAUUCGACAUCGAAAACAUGACGGGGUUUUGUCCGAUCUUCACAUUAGGCUGCCCAAAGUUUCCUCCCAAGCUGGCUGUGGAUGCUUCUGAAGGGAUCAGAUCAAUCCUUUGGUUUAUCUUCCACCAUACAUUGUCUUUUCAAGCACUCUGUCAAACAGAAUGUCUUUGGGAAGCUCCUUCAAAACCCCUUAUCCAAAGCCUUGCUUUUGGAGAGCAAGUUUCAAA